AUGCGGUCUGGGAGAAGACCACAAGGAAGAAGCAUAGCGAUAAGGAAACAAACAGAGACGGGUUUGGGAUCGAGAAUCGUGAGGAAAUCGGGAUCGGAGAGGCGGAAUCUGAUCGGAUCUGAUGUUGGUGGUGGGGCUGCACGAACAAGGAUGCAGCUUCACAUAUCGCCUAGCAUGAGAAGCAUCACGAUUUCGAGCAGCAAUGAGUUUAUUGACUUGAUGAAGAUCAAGGUCGCAGCUCGUCACAUCUCUUACCGAACUCUCUUCCACACAAUCUUAAUCCUCGCUUUCUUGUUGCCUUUUGUAUUCAUCCUAACCGCUCUUGUUACCCUCGAAGGUGUCAACAAGUGCUCCUCCAUUGACUGUUUAGGGAGGCGGUUAGGUCCACGUUUUCUUGGUAGGGUAGAUGCUUCAGAGAGACUAGCUAGAGACUUUUAUAAAAUUCUAAAUGAAGUAAGCACUCAAGAAAUUCCAGAUGGUUUGAAGCUUCCAGAUUCUUUUAGUCACCUUGUUUCGGAUAUGAAGAAUAAUCAGUAUGACGCAAAGACAUUUGCUCUUAUACUGCGAGCCAUGAUGGAGAAGUUCGAACGGGAUAUUAGGGAAUCUAAAUUCGCAGAACUUAUGAACAAGCAUUUCGCAGCAAGUUCCAUUCCCAAAGGCAUUCAUUGUCUAUCUCUAAGACUGACAGAUGAAUAUUCCUCCAAUGCUCAUGCUCGUAGACAGCUUCCUUCACCAGAGUUUCUCCCUGUUCUUUCAGAUAAUUCUUUCCACCAUUUUAUUCUGGCCACGGACAAUAUUUUGGCUGCAUCAGUUGUGGUCUCAUCCGCUGUGCAAUCAUCUUCAAAACCCGAGAAAAUUGUCUUUCACGUCAUCACAGACAAGAAAACCUAUGCGGGUAUGCAUUCCUGGUUUGCUCUUAAUUCUGUGGCACCUGCUAUUGUGGAAAUCAAAGGUGUUCAUCAGUUUGACUGGUUGACGAGAGAGAAUGUUCCUGUUCUGGAAGCUGUGGAAAGCCAUAAUGGUGUCAGGAAUUAUUACCAUGGCAAUCACGUCGCUGGGGCUAACCUGACCGAAACAACUCCUCGAACAUUUGCUUCAAAAUUGCAGUCUAGAAGUCCCAAAUACAUAUCUUUGCUCAACCAUCUUAGAAUAUAUAUACCGGAGCUAUUCCCGAACUUGGACAAGGUGGUCUUCUUAGACGAUGAUAUAGUUGUCCAGCGAGACUUGGCUCCACUUUGGGAUCUUGACCUUGGUGGUAAGGUGAACGGAGCAGUAGAAACUUGCCGGGGUGAAGAUGAAUGGGUGAUGUCAAAGCGAUUAAGGAACUACUUCAAUUUCUCUCACCCUCUCAUCGCCAAGCAUUUAGAUCCUGAAGAAUGUGCUUGGGCAUAUGGUAUGAAUGUCUUCGAUCUACAAGCUUGGAGGAAGACAAAUAUCAGAGAAACGUAUCACUCUUGGCUUAGAGAGAAUCUAAAGUCGAAUCUGACAAUGUGGAAGCUUGGAACCUUGCCACCUGCUCUUAUCGCGUUUAAGGGCCAUGUUCACACAAUAGACUCAUCAUGGCACAUGCUUGGAUUAGGCUAUCAGAACAAGACCAACAUAGAAAAUGUCAAGAAAGCUGCAGUGAUCCACUACAAUGGCCAAUCAAAGCCAUGGCUCGAGAUUGGUUUCGAGCAUCUUCGGCCGUUCUGGACAAAAUACGUCAACUACUCCAAUGAUUUCAUCAAGAACUGUCACAUCUUGGAGUAG
Arabis nemorensis is the source of this 1749-nucleotide messenger RNA. Lineage: Eukaryota; Viridiplantae; Streptophyta; Magnoliopsida; Brassicales; Brassicaceae. The record is from the annotation of a GenBank genome assembly.